AUGGCUGGCCAACACAUCCUUCCUCAAGCUUUGUAUCAGAGCAAUAUGCUGAAAGCCAUGAAGAUUAGAGAGAGGACACCUGAAGAUCUGGUCAAACCCCCCAGUGGAAUAAUUCACCACUUCAGGACUAUGCACAGAUACACCAUAGAAAUGUUCAGAAUGUGCCAGUUUUGUCCUCAGUUUCGGGAAACACUUCAGAAGGCCCUGACUGACCAGGCCACCCAGACUUCGCUGGAGCGCCAGAGGAAGCUCAACUGGUGCAUGGAAGUUCGGAGACUUGUCCCUUUGAAGACUAAUGGUGAUGGAAAUUGCCUCAUGCAUGCUGCAUCACAGUACAUGUGGGGUAUUGAAGACAUCGACCUCGUCUUAAGAAAAACAUUGUUCAGCGCACUCAGGGAGAUUGACACACGGAACUUCAAGCUCCGCUGGCAGCGGGAGGCUAUUAAAUCCCAGGAGUUUGUAGAAACGGGACUCCACUAUGACACCCGGAAUUGGGAGGAGGAGUGGGAAUACCUCAUUGAAAUGACCUCCCCAGAAACAUCUGGGGCUCGAAACAGGCUUCCAUAUAAUGCACUGGAAGAAAUCCACAUCUUCAUCCUUGCUAACAUCCUCAGAAGGCCAGUCAUUGUCCUUGCAGAUAAAGUGGUGAGAAGUUUAGAGUCAGGCUCCAGUUUUGCUCCUCUGAAUGUUGGUGGUAUUUACUUGCCUCUUCUUUGGCCAGCUGAAGAAUGCUACAGAUACCCAAUUGUGCUCGGCUACGACAAUAUGCAUUUUACACCACUAGUGACUCUGAAGGACAGCGGGCCAGAAAUCCGGGCUGUCCCUCUGGUCACCAGUGAACGAGGCAGAUUUGAGGACUUGAGCGUGCACUUUCUGACAGAAACAGAGGAGAAGGAGAAAGAGCAGCUGCUAAAAGACUAUUUGAUAGUGAUAGAAAUUCCAGUGCAAGGCUGGGAUCAUGGUACAACUCAUCUAAUUAAUGCUGCAAAGUUAGAUGAAGGCAACCUACCCAAAGAAAUAAACCUCGUGGAAGAUUACUUUCAGCUGGUACAGCAUGAGUACAAGAAGUGGCAGGAGAAUGCUGAACCUGCUAGAAGAGAGACCUGCUCCAGGAACAGACAGGAACUGUCUCUUUCCCAGCUCUCCCUCUUACAGGUGAAAUGUGAAACGCCGAAUUGCCCUUUCUACAUGUCUGUGAACACCCAGCCCUACUGCCACGAGUGCUUUGAGCGGAGGUCCCAGGGAAGCAAAGGAAGAAAGCAGACCUUCAAAGCAGCACCUGAGAAACUGAAGGCAGCUGGGUCGGGCUCCUCCCGUGGGGACGUUUGUGAACCUGGGGGAUGGACGUCAGAAGGGCCUGUAACAGGGCCUCGCUCCGCACCUCCGACUGCUCCGAGCCUUUUCCUGUACAGCGAGACCACGGCCAUGAAAUGCAGGACACCAGACUGCCCCUUUACAUUGAAUGUGCAACACAAUGGGCUUUGCGAACGCUGCUACAACUCCAGACAGCUUGGUCCUUGCAACAACUUCGAUGACCGGAGACAUUUAGACUAUGCCACAUGCACAGUGUGCCGUCAGAAGGCCAAAAGGACCUUCAACGGCAUAUGCAGCACUUGCUUCAAAAGGUCCACAGAGCGCUCCUCAAACGGCAGCCCUGCUUUUCUGCCCACGUGCCACCAGAGAUCGACAUCUGACCCGUCCCAGAUCUCACAGGGCCUCCUCCAGCACUCCUGCCAUCAGGCUCCCAACAGCCGUGGCGAGGAGCCCCCGCCACCGGCUCUGCCUCCCGAGGAGAAGAGGGGAGGCAACCUCUGCAGGAAACCUGGCUGCAAGUUUUUUGGCACGUCGCAGAAUGAGGGCUUUUGUACGCUGUGCUUCUUUGAGUACCGGGAAAACCACGGUAAGCGGAGAUGGGCAGGUCAGCUGGGGACCUCCGCUCCCGCCUUCCAUAACACCGUGUCCUGCCAGCGACGCGACUGCGGCACCCUGGGCAGCACGAUGCUCGAAGGGUACUGCCAGAACUGCUUCAUUAAAGCCCAAAACCAGCAAUUUCAGGAAGCCAGGAGGACGGAAGAACAGCUGAGAUCGGGACAGCACAGAGAUUUGCAGCGAGCAGCGUUGAGUAGCCAGAAGAGGCAGUGUGCUGUGGCUUUGUGUAGAAACAACCUGGCCUGCAGAAGCGAUGACUUGUGCCAGGAGUGCCAGCGCCUCGGUCAGCUCGCGCCGUCGGGGAGUGCCAGGGACCCGGCUGCAGAGGAGCCCCCGAAGCAACGCUGCCGAGCCCCUGCUUGUGACCACUAUGGCAAUGCCAAGUGCAACGGCUACUGCAAUGAAUGCUACCAGUUCAAACAGAUCUAUGGCUAG
Fulmarus glacialis (Northern fulmar) is the source of this 2364-nucleotide messenger RNA. It is a transcript of the gene TNFAIP3, whose product is annotated as tumor necrosis factor, alpha-induced protein 3. The record is from RefSeq and is a predicted model, not a curated record. Gene Ontology annotation, molecular function: cysteine-type deubiquitinase activity; zinc ion binding; DNA binding. Gene Ontology annotation, biological process: cytoskeleton organization; cell migration; protein deubiquitination involved in ubiquitin-dependent protein catabolic process. The transcript is spliced from 8 exons. Gene Ontology annotation, cellular component: nucleus; cytoplasm. Lineage: Eukaryota; Metazoa; Chordata; Aves; Procellariiformes; Procellariidae. Bases 1 to 2364 code for a protein of 787 amino acids.